Molecule: messenger RNA, 1040 nt
Organism: Daphnia carinata
Lineage: Eukaryota; Metazoa; Arthropoda; Branchiopoda; Diplostraca; Daphniidae
Exons: 1
Coding region: 39-1016 (325 amino acids)
Molecular function (GO): S-adenosylmethionine-dependent methyltransferase activity
Source: RefSeq, a predicted model, not a curated record
UUCUCUAAAAACAACAAAAAAACAAUACCCAAGCAUAAAUGGGUCCUAAUGUGAAAAAAUGGCUACUAGCUCAAUCACUCGCCAUAGCAGUUGUGUUCGUAACAGGGCUGAUUGUUCUUUCCUUCCAAGACGAGCAUUUCAACGCCAAAAACUGUUUUCAACGAGUGGUCAGAAGUUUAUCAACAAAUUGGUUCGGUCAAAACUGUGGCGGUGGCAUCGACUGGAGGUUCCAUCGAGUAGAAGAACUGACUAUGGAACAAAUCAUCGCCUAUGUGGAAUGGUCCAAUAGCUCGUCGUGUCGUCUAUCGCACGAUUUCGGCGGCAACGUCAUUUUCACGGCCGGUGUGGACGGCCAAAAAGCCGUUUGCUUAGAUCCGGCCGUCAGACCUGAAAGAGCAAGUGGAGCUUGGCCUCCAGUGACGAAGAAGGAGUUCAGCGAAUGUCUAGUCUAUUCAUUUGGCAUCAAAAACGAGUGGUCGUUUGACGAAGCGAUGGAAGCAUUGGGAUGUCGCGUUUACGCCUUUGAUCCUUCCAUGAAUCGCAGCAGACACGACCACACCUCGAAAAUUCAUUUCUACGAUCUGGGAUUAAGCGAUCGCGACGAGCAGAGAUUGGAUUCGAAAACAAACUGGACGAUGAAAUCACUGGACUCCAUUUACCACAAUUUACUUGGACACGGAGGUCAAAUCAUUGAUUACUUAAAGAUCGACAUUGAAGGAGACGAGUGGAUCGUCUUGCCACAAAUUCUCUCUUCUGGCAUGAUGGAUCACGUCAGGCAAAUGGGCGUCGAAAUACAUUUGCUUCCGCCAACUGGAAGCCACACGCUGGACGAAGUUCAAGGGAACAUCAAGACGCUCAAAUCGUUGGAAGAUUACGGACUGGUCCGUUUCGAUUCGAAAUUCAAUCCCUGGUCCAAUGAUUUGAAAAUGAUUGACGACGCUGAAUGGUGGGGCUACGACGCCUACGAACUCGUCUGGUACAAUUCCAAACUGGCCCGUACAGGUCGCGAAAUGUAACGGCUGUAUAUAGCAAGACAACAA